AUGGCCAAGUCCCAACGAUCGAGCGUCACGAAGGCCAACAACCAGCGGCUCAAGAAGAAUGUUUUUGGCCCAGUAGAGGCGGCAAGGCAACAGCGCCUGUCGGCGCGCCUUCUCGAGAUCGCCUCGCAGCCCAAACCUGUACCUGAGGAGGAAAUGAAGGAUACAACCGAGCAGGCUGAAUCAGAGGAGACUAAGGCUGCUGCUAAGACAAAGCCAGAAGACACAGCCAUGGAAGUCGACCAGCCGUCAAAGUCCACCAAGUCAAAGAAGGGCAAGAUUGUGAAGAGACGAGGCCGAAAAUCCAACAUUGUCUUCCCCAAAUUCGGAGACCGAAACAAGAAGAAGAGGUGA
Messenger RNA from Diaporthe citri, 351 nucleotides. RefSeq lists its product as uncharacterized. The coding region runs from base 1 to 351 and encodes 116 amino acids. Gene Ontology annotation, cellular component: preribosome, large subunit precursor. Lineage: Eukaryota; Fungi; Ascomycota; Sordariomycetes; Diaporthales; Diaporthaceae. The transcript has 3 exons. The record is from RefSeq and is a predicted model, not a curated record.